CGUGGAUCUUGCAUUACUACUUCCCUUCUCACUCUCUCUUCACCACACAACCUUAGUUUCGCAGGUUUCGACGAUUUCUUGAGGUCUAGUUGGCAACUUGAGGAAUGCCCGUCGGAAUUGAAGCUUGGUUGACCCAGAUUCCACCGAUAACGCGUGCAUGGCUAGCGCUAUCUGUCGCCACGAGUUUAGCAGUGCAAUGUCAACUCGUGACACCUCUGCAACUGUAUUUUAGCUUUAAAUCCGCUUUUACCAAUGCACAGCCCUGGCGCAUGGCCACGACAUUCUUUUACUUUGGAUCAAUAUCUCUUGAUUUCGUUUUCCAUCUUUUCUUUUUCAUGCGAUAUAGUCGGAUGUUAGAAGAAUCCUCAUUUGCCAACAGAAAAGCUGAUUACUUCUGGCUGCUUCUGCUGUCAUCUGUGAUGUUAUUGGCCAUGUCUCCCUUAUUCAACCUUCCAUUUCUCUCCUCCUCGCUUGCCUUCGUGCCCAUAUAUAUGUGGUCCCGUCGACAUCCAUCCACGCCGAUAUCGCUCUUUGGAUUGUUCACAAUCUCAGCACCGUACUUGCCAUUAGCUCUCGUGAUUUUCUCUUGGGUAAUAAGUGGAACAUGGAAGGCGGCGGCAGGAGAUCUAAUUGGGUGUGCGGUCGGUCACAUUGGAUGGUUCCUGCGGGAUGUCUGGCCAAGAGAGAUGGUCGGAGGGUACUCGGUACUGACUGAGGCGCCUGAUGGGCUAAGGAGAUUAUUCGGAGACCUCUGAGUCGAUAAAGAAUCAGCGUACUUGGCAUCUUUUAUUCCUUCUUUGGGAGGAAAGAGCGGCAUUGUUACUGAGAAAUCAUUAUGAUAUCGUUACUUCUAUGUUUGAUGAAGGGAUAUCCUUACGUGCUACAGUCGGGGCCGUGGUACCGCCUCGUGUUAUCUAAACUCAUAUGUGUCAUACGUGUCAUUGUGCCAACAUUAGCUUUGGCUCUUUCCACACACUUCUCGUUGCUGUCCACGAA
Suillus discolor is the source of this 996-nucleotide messenger RNA. Its product is annotated as Der1-like protein. The transcript is spliced from 6 exons. Gene Ontology annotation, biological process: endoplasmic reticulum unfolded protein response. Gene Ontology annotation, cellular component: endoplasmic reticulum membrane; Hrd1p ubiquitin ligase ERAD-L complex. Lineage: Eukaryota; Fungi; Basidiomycota; Agaricomycetes; Boletales; Suillaceae. Bases 105 to 755 code for a protein of 216 amino acids. The record is from RefSeq and is a predicted model, not a curated record. Gene Ontology annotation, molecular function: ubiquitin-specific protease binding; misfolded protein binding.